Molecule: messenger RNA, 576 nt
Organism: Apis florea (little honeybee)
Lineage: Eukaryota; Metazoa; Arthropoda; Insecta; Hymenoptera; Apidae
Gene: WRNexo
Product: WRN RecQ like helicase
Biological process (GO): nucleobase-containing compound metabolic process
Molecular function (GO): 3'-5' exonuclease activity; nucleic acid binding
Source: RefSeq, a predicted model, not a curated record
AUGAUUGCAUGUAACUCUCAAGAAAUAAUUUCCAUUAAUAGAUCCAAAGAGGAAGAAUCGCAAAACAAAAUUUCUACAAAAGAAGAAGUUGAUAUAUCUAAAUUUCCAAUAAUUGAAUUUAAAGGAUAUAUUAAUUGUGUCAGUGGAUUUAAUGAUUGUGCUAUGAUUUGUGAUGAUAUUAUAAAGGAAGUAGAAAAUUCUGAUCAUAAAGAAACAUUAAUAGGAUUUGAUUUGGAAUGGCCUUUUAAUUUUCAUACAGGAAGUGGAAAAACAGCCUUAGCACAAAUUUGUUUCAAUGAAACUAUUUGUUAUUUAUUACAUAUAUAUUCAUUAAAAAAAUUGCCUGCAGCAUUUGUAGUUCUUUUAAGUCAUCCAAAAGUAAGAUUAGUUGGAGUGAACAUAAAGAAUGAUAUUUGGAAAUUAGGCAGAGAUUUUAAAGAAUUUCCUGCUUCUAAAAUUGUUGAAAAUAAUUGUAUUGACAGUAGUAAAUUUGCAAAUGAAAUAUUAAAUAGAUCUUGUCGAUGGAGUUUAGAAAAGUUAACAGCAUAUUUGGUUAGUUUAUUAUAUACAUCUUAA